AUGGCAACAGCAAGAGCAUAUACAAAAACUGAAUUCGAUAUUCAUAUAACAGAUCUGAACAACACAAAUCCAAAAGUUACAGAAUAUCUCAAGGGGAUAGGAUUUGAAAAGUGGGCAGUUUCACAUUCUUUGAACAAAAGAUACAAUAUUAUGACAUCUAAUAUAACAAAAUCAUUUAAUGCAGCAGUUAACAGAGCAAGAACAUUACCAGUUAUAAUGAUUAUGGAAUACGCAACGAGCUUGGUUCAAAGAUGGAGCUGCAACUACAUAAAUCUUGCAAAAGGAACUUUCACAGUACUAUCUACUAAAUAUGAAACUCUUCUUAGGGAAAAUUAUUUAGAAUCCCUACAACUCAAGGUUAUCACGUGA
Mercurialis annua (annual mercury) is the source of this 369-nucleotide messenger RNA. RefSeq lists its product as uncharacterized. The record is from RefSeq and is a predicted model, not a curated record. Lineage: Eukaryota; Viridiplantae; Streptophyta; Magnoliopsida; Malpighiales; Euphorbiaceae. Bases 1 to 369 code for a protein of 122 amino acids. The transcript has 2 exons.